This is a messenger RNA of Penicillium arizonense, 309 nucleotides long. RefSeq lists its product as uncharacterized. NCBI's taxonomy places the organism in Eukaryota, Fungi, Ascomycota, Eurotiomycetes, Eurotiales, Aspergillaceae. The transcript has 4 exons. Bases 1 to 309 code for a protein of 102 amino acids. The record is from RefSeq and is a predicted model, not a curated record.
AUGACAACUUUAAGCCUCGGGAAGAUCGACGAAUCCGAAGAGGUCGCAGCGGUCGAUGCCGCUGCCGCAACUGACACAUGGCCGGAUGUAGCGAGCUGCCCUUUUGAAGAGAUUUAUGGAUUCUGCAGCUCGCUUCGUCUCCCUGGUCGUUGUGAAAGUAAAGCAGACCACUUUGAUACACUUCAACCCACGCAGAAUGUUGUGGGUUUCUUACUGGAGCAGAAGGCGCCUUCAAGAGGUGCAAAUGGCUCUGAGACACCAGUGCAGUUGAAAUUUUCCGUGGAAUACAUGAAGCACUGGCCUUCAUAG